AUGGGAGGAUUGGGAAAAACUACUCUCGCUCAACUAGUGUACAAUGAAGCUGUCUUGAAGAGCUAUUUUGAGAAGGUCAUAUGGGUAUCCGUUUCUGAUUAUUUUGAUCAGACCAGGAUUGCCAAGGACAUCAUCCGUGGGGCGCCCGAUCAUGUCCCAGAAUAUUUAUCAGAAUGGAACGAUGAUUUGCACAAGCGUUUGUGUGAAUCCGUAAAAAAGAAGAGAUUCUUACUUGUUCUUGAUGAUAUGUGGACCGACUCGCCGGAGGAUGUAAAAAAGUGGGAACUUUUCAGAGUCGCCUUCAAAUAUGCUGCACAAGGAAGUAAUUUAGUAACCACUCGAAAAAAAAGCGUUGCAGAAAAGAUUCAUUCAAAGUACAGCCACCCCUUGGGUGUAUUAUCGAAGGAAAAGUGCUGGGAACUUUUUAGUUACCUAGCUUUUCACCUUCAGGGAAAGAAUGCGAAUAAAAAAGAUAUCAGAGUUUGGAAAGAAACUGGUAUUGCAAUAGCAGAGAGGUGUAAAGGUGUACCCCUCUCUGCAAAAAUUUUGGGAAAUCUCUUGCGCCAAAAAUACAAGAUCCAAGACUGGAAAAAGGUGAUGGAUAACAAAUCCAUUUGGGAUCUAGAAAACGGUGAAGAUGGUAUUUUAAAGCCUGCUCUCUUGAUGAGCUACUCUGAUUUACCACCACCUGUAAGAGCUUGUUUUGUGUAUUGCGCCAUCUUUCCUAAAGGUCACCAAAUUCAUAAGGAUGCAUUAAUCGGCAUGUGGAUGGCGCAAGAUCUGAAAUCCAGUGUAGGCUGCCGCCGUAGAGGAGAGGAGAAACACAAGUUCUCUGAACAAACUAGAAAACCGUCUUCAAUUUCAGAUUUCCGGACUGUCAUCCAGAGGCAGUUCAAAGCUGAGCUAAGGCUCUCCCCAUUCAGCGCUUGCAAUGAGAGGAGGAAAAUUGAUUUCAGUUCAGUAUUUCAAGAUAAAUCUGCACCAGACACUGAAGGACUUGGCUUUGCGUCUCCUAGGUAUGCUACAUCUAAUACUACAACUGCUUUCAGUGUUGAGGUUUUUUACUCUUUUUCUGAAAAGAAAAGGUAG
Messenger RNA from Papaver somniferum (opium poppy), 1089 nucleotides. RefSeq names its product putative disease resistance protein RGA3. The transcript has 3 exons. Gene Ontology annotation, molecular function: ADP binding. The record is from RefSeq and is a predicted model, not a curated record. The coding region runs from base 1 to 1089 and encodes 362 amino acids. Lineage: Eukaryota; Viridiplantae; Streptophyta; Magnoliopsida; Ranunculales; Papaveraceae. Gene Ontology annotation, biological process: defense response to other organism.